AUGCAUGCACUUCUGGUUUGGCGCGUAUAUCUGCUUGAUCUUCCAUUCACAGUCGAGACUGAUCACAAGAGUAUUGAGACUAGCUUGACGCAGAAGACAACAAAUCGUCGUGUGGCUCGAUGGUUUAAUGAACUCGCGGAAUUCCAUCCUCAAUUCAAGUGGAUUCCUGGCGACAGUAAUCAGGUGUCAGAUGCAGUGUCUCGAAACCCAUUGUUUGAGCAUAAGGCCGCGCAAGUUAGCCUAAAUGAGCUAAUUGAAGCUGCGCGCAACAGGGAAAUAGUUGCCAGUAUCCAGACUACGAGUGUUACGUUAGCACACUCGGCCAAACAACUUUACUCUACGGACAUGCGUGUUCAGGAGCUAUUGCAGAGUAUAAGUAGUGGUAAAGAGGUACCACGAUAUUCUGUGAACAAUGGAGUACUUUACUACCAGGCACGCGAUGAUGUAAACCCGCGACUGGUGGUUCCGGAUAAUGAAGAUCUGAAGAACCGUGUUAUUUGCGAGAACCACGACGUGGUCAUGGCAGGUCACCCUGGGUACUUCAAGACAUACUUAGGUGUCCAGAAGAAGUAA
Molecule: messenger RNA, 573 nt
Organism: Phytophthora megakarya
Lineage: Eukaryota; Oomycota; Peronosporomycetes; Peronosporales; Peronosporaceae
Source: the annotation of a GenBank genome assembly